Messenger RNA from Hippoglossus stenolepis (Pacific halibut), 3316 nucleotides. It is a transcript of the gene srp72, whose product is annotated as signal recognition particle 72. Gene Ontology annotation, cellular component: signal recognition particle, endoplasmic reticulum targeting. The record is from RefSeq and is a predicted model, not a curated record. Gene Ontology annotation, molecular function: 7S RNA binding; protein binding; ribosome binding. Gene Ontology annotation, biological process: SRP-dependent cotranslational protein targeting to membrane. The transcript has 19 exons. NCBI's taxonomy places the organism in Eukaryota, Metazoa, Chordata, Actinopteri, Pleuronectiformes, Pleuronectidae. Bases 34 to 2040 code for a protein of 668 amino acids.
CUUCCGCUCCUCCCAGAACGUCACUCGGCCAAGAUGGCGAGCGGAGGAGUGUCCGUGGCUUCGCUGUGGACCGAAGUGAACCGCUGCGGGCAGAAUGGAGACUACACCCGGGCCCUGAAGGCUCUCACUAAAAUUUUGCAGGAUAACAGGGAGGAUGUGACGGCCCUUCAGUGUAAAAUCGUUUGCCUUACUCAGAACGGCAGCUUCAAAGAGGCUCUGAAUGUCAUGAACACUCAUACAAAAAUGCUCGGCAGUGAGGUGGUGUUCGAGAAGGCGUACUGCGAGUACCGGCUGAACAGAGUGGAAAGUGCCUUGAAGACCAUUGAAAAUGCUCCGGAGCAAACUGACAAGCUGAAGGAGCUUUACGGUCAAGUGUUGUACAGACUGGAGCGAUACAACGAUUGCAAGUCCGUCUACACAGAUCUGAUCAGGAACUCCCAGGAUGAGUACGAGGAGGAGAGGAAGACCAACCUGGCUGCUGUUCUGGCUGCAAUGAGUCAGUGGGAGAAGGCCCCUCUGGAAGAUCUCGGUCUCCCAGAGUCGACCUAUGAGCUGUGUUACAACACUGCCUGCGCUCUGAUUGGCCAAGGACAGCUCAUGGAGGCUUUUAAUAAAUUACAACAGGCAGAAGAGCUUUGCAGAGUCUCGCUGGCAGAUGAUUCUGAUGUAACUGAAGAGGACAUUGAGUCGGAGUUGGCCGUCAUUCAUUCUCAGAUGGCUUACAUCAUUCAGUUACAAGGUCGGACAGAUGAGGCGCUGCAGCUGUACAACCAGGUCAUCAAGCUCAAACCGUCAGACGUGGGGCUGCUCGCUGUGACUGCCAACAACAUCAUCACGAUAAACAAGGACCAAAACGUGUUCGACUCAAAGAAGAAGGUGAAACUCACCAACACUGAGGGUGUUGAGUACAAGUUGGCGAAGAAGCAGCUGCAGGCCAUCGACUUCAACAAAGCUCUGCUGGCCAUGUACACAAAUCAGGCCGAUCAGUGCAGGAAACUGUCCUCCAAUCUUCAGUCUCAGAACCCGGGUCACCCUCGACCGGUCCUCAUCCAGGUCGCUCAGCUGUGCAGAGAGAAGCAGCACAGCCGAGCCAUCGAGCUGCUCCAGCAAUUCUCUGAUCAGCAUCCAGAGAGUGCGUCUGGCAUCAAACUGACAAUGGCACAACUAUAUUUAAUACAAGGUCAUGUGACAAAAGCCUGCGAUGUCCUGAGGUCCAUUGAAGAGUUCAAGCACAAAUCAGGGAUGAUUUCAGCUCUAGUAACGAUGUACUCCCAUGAAGAAGACAUCGACAGCGCUAUUGACGUCUUCAAACAAGCUAUCGAGUAUUUCCAGUCUGAACAGCCUGGAUCUGCUUCACACUUGGCUCUCGUACGAGAAGCUGCCAACUUCAAACUGAAGUACGGACGGAAGAAGGAAGCCAUUAGUGAUCUGGAGCAGCUGUGGAAUCAGAACACCAAGGACAUCCACACGUUGGCACAACUCAUCUCAGCGUAUUCCCUGGUGGACACAGACAAAGCCAAAUCCCUUAGCAAACACCUCCCCUCCGCCGAGGCCAUGUCUCUCAACGUGGACGUGGACGAGCUGGAAAACUCACACGGGGCCACAUAUGUCAGGAAAAAAGCCGCUAAAGUCCCGGGAGAAACUCUUCCUAAAGAACAAGGCCAAGCUGAGAUCAAGAAGAAGAGGAAGAAGAAGAAAGGCAAAUUACCCAAGAACUGCGACCCUAAAGCAACCCCCGACCUUGAGAGGUGGCUUCCCAUGAAGGAGCGCACCUACUACAGAGGCAAGAAGAAGGGAAAGAAGAAGGAUCAGAUCGGAAAAGGCACGCAGGGAGCGACGCCAGGAGCUUCAGCCGAGCUGGACGCCAGUAAGACGGCCACUAGCCCCCCUACCUCCCCCAGACCAGGGUCUGCGUCCGGCUCCACUUCAGCCCCCGGCAGCAACGUGGUCCCACCGCGGCAGCAGAAACCUGCCGCCUCGGGGGCCACUCGCAAGAAGGCACCACAGAAGAAGAAGAAGGGCGGGAAAGGAGGCUGGUAGACGGGAGGAGGAGAGAGCCACGGGACACAUUGACGUUUGUGUGGCCGACAAAUCACCAAGAGAUCAUAAACUCUCUUUUUUUUUUUUAUGUUUCAACUUUCAUUUUACUUUUGUUGUUGCCGUUCAUUUAAAUGUCUCAAACCAAAACUUCCCCUUUUCGCUGAACGUUUAAAGGACAGCUUCUCUAAAAUGAACUUUUAGUUGCUCUUCAGAAGAUGACGUUUCCUCAAGUGAGAGUUUUGAUUUCUCUCAAGUUCAUGAACUUUGAGGUGAGACGAGAAUGAUUAAAUGAAAACUUCCUCAGUCACUGAAACUUCUUUUUAAAUGUCCACUGACAGGAAAGAGGCUUUUACUUAGUGUGUGGAGACCGAAAUCAAGUUCUGGUUUGGUAGGUGGAUCUGAAUCCUACAUUACCCAUGAGCCUCUGCUUCACAUCUCGAUACAGGAGCCAUUCAGAUGUGCAAAUUAAAAAUUCAAGAGCUCCAACGUUACUAAAUGAAUCCGAUGCAUCAAGAAACUUAGACAUGUCGUUCCUCCAGCUGUGCACUCGCCUCAAUGAGAACCUUCCUGUUAAUCCAGAGGUGGCUUCUGUACAGUCACAUCUGUAACUGUAGAGAGUAGCUGGUUCUCUUCUGCAGAUCUCUGAGCUCCAGCGUUCAGCUCAGACUGGAGAGCUUCUCUCUCAGCUCUCCUCGUCAGGUUCCUCAAGUUUUCCUCCUCUGGAAAAGUCUGACAUGAAGCCGGCUCCUCCAACCGAGCUUGAAUAUUUUUUAUAUCAAAUCAUGCAUCUUUCUCCCCUUGAACAUGUUUCACAGAUGCAUCUUCCACAUGUGAGGAUGCUGUUUGCAAUCAGCCACAAUGUUGAACGUGUUCAUUUUCAUCCAAUAAUUAAAACAAGAAAUCUUGAUACUGUGGAAAACACGGAUGAGUUUAAGGACCUUUUGGACAUUUUGUGAAACCUGCUGCUUCGACGAUGUAACUUGAAGUUCCGAUUUGGGAGAAUUGUCUUUUAAUAUUUUGUGGUCGGACGUCAAACUCUGCAUCAUCUCUGAAAUUGUCCCUUUACUUUCAGUCGACCAUCGACCUCUGAGCAUUGGAUGAAAUGUCAAAGAAUAUUUAUUUUUGAAUUCCUGUGUUGGUCUUAAUUCAAGCGAGAGAGAAUUUUAACUCGAGUUUAAUUCUGUCCGAUGCAUGUUUUAGGAAAUGAGGAAAGAGACUUUUGGCCAAACAGGUUUCCAGUUUUGUUAAAUCUUAAUAAAACUAACAGCAACACAAA